Molecule: messenger RNA, 6327 nt
Organism: Xenopus laevis (African clawed frog)
Lineage: Eukaryota; Metazoa; Chordata; Amphibia; Anura; Pipidae
Product: zinc finger protein interacting with ribonucleoprotein K
Exons: 11
Coding region: 863-2452 (529 amino acids)
Source: RefSeq, a predicted model, not a curated record
ACUCCCAGAACAGCCACCCUCAUGGACUUGGAUUGUGGAAACUGUUUGGUUGAACAUCAAAUAUCCCUGGUGUUUAUUUACUGAAACAUGAUUAAAUAUUGGCACAAGUCCUUCUGAUUUCCUCAAAUCUUUAUACUCAAGGGACGCCGCGUUGGCAAAUGUUCUUUCUUUACUAAACCUCGUAUGGAUGUAGCACCAGACAACAGGCUCAUACAAGGUUAGGGUUACUUCCCCGAAACAAAACUUAUUUCUCAAAAACCUGCUAAACUGGUACAAAAAGCGCAGCCCGAGGCUUCCUAAGAAACAGCAGUUACCACAGAACCACCUCACGCUGUCGUGUAAUGGACACUGGCGCAGCCCUGCACCACGACUCAUAUUAUAAGAAGAGCGGCAACAAUCAAUCUCUUACGGACUACUUUUUUUUUUUCUGAGGUGAAGGUUGUACGAUAUCUAAACGUGAUGACGUAACGUAUCACACAAGGGACGGCCGGCGUCGGCCGCGUUGCAAAAGCUUUCCAGCGAGUUUUUUUUUUUUUAAUUUUAAUGAGGCGGAGGGAUUUCUAUUUCUGUAAUGUAGAUCCGGAGUUGGUGAAGGAUGCAGAUGGGAAUGUGCUGCGGCUGCCAGUUGCAGGUUCUGUGAUCCCCCUGUUACUUUAUGCUAGCAGUAUCUAUUGAUGCAGCUGGGAAGGCAGCUCAGGCAUGGAGUGAAGCUCAGAUGGCAGAAUCAGGAACACUAUCCAAAUUAUAGCCCAGGGCUUCAUUGAGAGCAUAUGUUACUAGUUACAGUUAAUUUUUCUUUGCUGAUCACUCAACUGACUGCAACUUUGGACUUUGGAGUUUUAAUAAAGUACUGUGUGAAAAUAUGGCAGGCCAUGUUUCUCCACAGGUAAUAUUCCGAGAUGUUGCUGUUUAUUUCUCUGAAAAGGAGUGGGAUCUCCUCGAAGGAUGGCAGCGAGACCUUUACACUGGUGUAAUCAAAGAAAUUCAUGGAAUUCUCAUAUCCCUCGGAUUUAUUAUUCUUAAUCCAAACAACUUCUUAAGGAUUCAGCCAGAAGAUGAACCAUGUCGGAAAAGCCGUAAUGUGCUCGAAAGACAUGAAAGCAUAAAUAUCACAGAGCCUGACUGUGGUUUGGUGAAUCCUGAUAUUUUAUUAACUGUCCAGCUUGGUGAAAAGCAGCGUGUUGCAGAUACUUAUGAAGAGGACAGAGGAAGAAAUGUGGCAUUGCCUAGCACAAGCAAGUUCAUUGACAAGUUUGGUGAAUAUACUGCUGUCAAACAGGAAGCCCGAAUAGCGGAUUAUACAACUAUUCCAAAUGUAGAACCGUUGAAUAGUCCAAAAAAGCGUUAUCCCUGUAAUGAACCAGUAUUGCGACGAGUCAGUGUUCAGGAACAACCAUCCAAUAGCUUGCAUUUGGAAUUGAAACGUGGGAUCAGAUUAUCUACUGUGCAGGGAAACAGAGCAUCUACCUCUGGUUUAAGUAAGCCAAAUGUUGUUGCAGUACCAGGAAAGUUCAUUAUCAAGAAGCCAUACAAUGUAUGUGACAAGAACUUUAAUGUAAAAGCAUACCCAAAAAUUGAACCUCUAACUUUAAAACUGAAAUCAAAAGAACUGCCAUCUAACACUGAAAAUGGUAGCUUGGAAGGAAGAAAAAUGGUUAAUUUUAUUAAUGUAGACAAAACCAUCAAUGAGAGACAAGUCACUCAGAAACUCAACUUAGGAAAUAUACCUUUGAAAAACCAAGGAAAAGUUCAAUACAAUUUGAAAAGUAGCGGGUACUGCCAAAGAAUGUUGAGAUGGUCAAUCACUCAAAAGGAGGAAGUGACACAGAAACGAUAUUUAGCAGGAGCGCACGUUUAUAAAGAGCCGGAAAGGCGCUUUAACUGCACCGAAUGUGGGAAGAGAUUCUUAAAAUUAUCUGACCUUAGGCUUCACCAAGGAAGCCACAGAAUAAAAAUCAAACAAUUAAACGGUUACGUUAUUCAACUGAAGAGUCAUCAGAAUGUCCAGGCAAGCCAGAGGCUGUCCAUCGAGCAGAAAAAUUCUAAUGCAGGUUCACCCAAAAACAUAUCCGGGGCAAAGUCAUUAACAUGUGCCGUGUAUGGGAAAAGCAUCAGCCCCAACACCCACGUCACACCGCAUCAAAAAACACUUGUAAGAGAGAGGCGCUUUGUGUGUAAAUUCUGCGGGAAAAGAUUUCAAAAUAAUAGUAACCUUAUUGGGCAUGAAAGAAUUCAUACUGGAGAGAAACCUUUCGAAUGCCCAGAAUGUGGCAAAAGCUUCAGCCAGAAAGCAAACCUCACAACUCACCAGAGGCUUCACACUGGGGAACGGCCCUUUGUAUGUAUCACUUGUGGUAAGGGCUUUGCUCAGAAGAUCAACCUGCUCACACACGAGCAGACGCACUCCAAGAAAAAAAAGAAAAGCGAUGGCAAACACAUCAUGAUCAAUUGAUCGUCCCGCUUCAGGAUCUGGCUGAUUCAAUAAACGGAGAGACGUGUUCAGCUGUGAUAACCAUAAAGUGCCUGGAAAUUGGUUGCUCCAUUUCACAAAGUCUACUUAUUUUUGAAUAAACCUACACAGUUCCUGAGAUGGCUAAUUUUACUGUUGGUCUAGUUUAGGACUAGCAUUGACAGGUGCUACUUUUUUUUUAAAAAUAAAAAAAAGGGUAGGUAUCACUGGGAAGUAAGUCUCUCAAAACACUGCUCGCAUAGAUGCCCCUAGAUAUCCAUAUCCAUCUCAAAAAGGCUAUAUACCUCACUCCUUCCGUAGGAGGACACUUGUCAUACAUAGUUUUCCAGUUUCAUCAUCUUUUUGGUUAGAAUAAAAACAAUAGUCAUUGCUAGUGUUUGUGUUCUAAACGUUAGUACAUUCCCCACCAUUACAGCAUACUCUGUUUCCUCUGCAGUUUCGGGGGGGGGGGAAGACAUUCUUUGGGAUAUUAUAGUCUCUUGGGUCACCUUUGAUUGGAACAUAUCAAUUUAAUUCCAUUCUAGAGGCAGUGUACUUUCACUAAGUGCAGUGAAAUAUUUUACCUGUUUGAGACUCCCCCCAACAGAAAACUUCUUCCGUGGAUGUGGCGUAUGAUAUACUGUUACUGUAUGUACAUUAGGCAUGCCAACUACUUUCUUUGCUCAUGUUUCUCGAAGUCGUGGCAUGCACCUCACACACUCCCGAAAGGUCAGCAGCAGAACACACAAUGGCACGUGCAGAAGCUGCUACAAAGCACUGCCAGGGUUAUUUCCAACACUUCUAUAAAGGGUUUUAUUUGUGCACACCCCUUCAAGUGCCGAAAUAAUAUAAUUCCCAGUAAUACUUUCCCUUUUUUUUUUUUUUUUUUUUUUUUUACAAAGAAACGAUGCAUAAGGAAGAAAGUACCUCAGAAAUGAAAGUAUUUAGGAACUCUAAAAUACGACUCAUUCUCUCCAAUGUUUUCUAGCCUUAAAUUUACAGAAUAUAUUUCCAGUUUGUGUAUAUAUAUAUAUAUAUAUAAAUAUAUAUAAUAUGAUGUUUCUGAUAUCCUUGAAACAAACUGAAUAUCCUUGUAUUGUUAAAAAAAACCUAGAGAAACCUCUACUUUCUGUUUUAGAGAAAUGCCUUGGAACUUGUAGAGAUGGGAAACCUAUUUAUUAUGUGGUAGACAUUUUUUAGUUGGGUGUUCAGGAUUUCUGAUGUUUUAGUAUCCCUUCUCCCCUGUCAAAUGAAGUUGAUAGUGCAGUAGUCGUCCCCUAAUUGUACAUGAAGCUACAAAAAUCUCCAUGUUUUAAUGGUGCGUUCAUUACAACUGGUCUGCUAAGGUCAAAGUGACUGGACUAAAGACCUAGUGGGUACAGUUGGCUAUCCCAAUAUUUCAAAGUAAUGUGAAAAUGGAAUUCUGCUGAGCUGGCUAUGUGGAUAAUGCCAAAUAAGCUGCAGUUAAUGGAAAGGAAAGGCUGUACUACAAACAUUAUCUUUGGUCUUGUUUGAUAUACAAUGAGAGGUGUCUUAACAGACCCCUUUGCAUGUAAAACCAGUGUUUCCAAUGGCUCACUUCAAACAUACAUACUGGGAUUCUCUGAUGCGGUUAUGUUAAGACAACACUAAGCUGCUAGUGAAAUAAGCUGCAUCAACUAUGCGGACGUUGAUCUCCUGUGAAUAGGACUUGUUCUCUCUGAUACAGCCUAUAAGGUGUUCAUGUCUUCCUGCCAAAGACCCAACGGUUAUUUUAAUAGUCCUUUUCUAUUCACAUAACAUUAAAUGAGUAGCAUUUUUAUAGAUAAACACGACAAUUACGGUUUUUGGUUUCUGCUGCUCCAGUGAACAAGUCCUGCGUUGGUAGGUUUUAUCCACGGAUUGGAAGAAUCGUUAAUUUUCUUAUCAGAUUUCAUUUAGAUUUCCUUUUUUAUUUAUGUUGAGUGAAAUGUACGAGUAUGUUCCUCUGCACAGUGCCUCUUUAUCUGCAACCUUUUUACUAAUGUACCUUGAUAAAGUGCCCAUAGCCUCUUCAAUGGUUGUUUUCCUUUUAAAUAUGUAACAGGGCCGAAGAAGACGAGAACGUGUAGUAGCCCUUCCAUAAACCGUAAUUUGUACAAAGCCAAAUACACUAAGCCGAUUCCGUGCUGUUUAAUAGUAUCCGUAAUAUGAGGGAAGUUCAUUUGGCUUCAUCAGUUGUCAUUAUUGGCAGUGAGAAAGCAGAAUCGGUUGCAAAUGCUGAAAGAUCGGAUGCUGGGUGCCCAUGCGGUCUCUACUUUUCUGCCACCCUUUGUAGGAUAUAGCUUUUGGCUAUAAAUCGGGGAAAAGAUCAUGUAGGGCCCAUCGGCCAUUGCUGUGCACCAUUAUUCAGCUGUAAGUGAAUUAUAGCAACACUAGAUUUGCGAACACUGCUGGGCAACAGUCUAAGGGUUGUUUAAAGGAUUCCAUGUUCUACUAGUGAUCAUGUGGAUGUUUGAUGCUACUGCACUAUUGACAGCGGGUUCCUCACACACUGUUCAACUGUUAGUAAUUCCAGGUUUUAAAUUCUUGUAAUAUAAAUGAAGAAUGGCGUGAGCAUAAAUGUGCAUCUGUCACACAUCAUUGUUACUUUCGCUGUUGAAUCCUUAUGCACAGAAUGCCUUUACUGCACGCUCUAUAGCAUUUCCUCCUGCAGGGUUCACUUUUAUGUAGAACUUCAACAGACCAUUUCUAAUGGCACUGUAUGCUGGGCUGGGCGUUGGAACCUGCUAAAUGCAGCUACUUGUGAAGAAAUUGUAUUCAAAGGAGGGAAUAAAAAAAACGCAGAUUUUUGUUCAUAUGCAAACCGUUAUGGUUGUUCAUGUUCCGAAUAUGUUGUUGAUGUUGCUUAAACAGCAGGUAUUUAAUUAUACAGUCUGGGAUGUUUAAGGUGUGACCAGUCAGGAAUUACCUUUUUUGUGGUUUAUAAAUGACUUUGGCUAUAAUACACUGCAACAUUUAUUUCUUUUCAAUGUACUUUUCAAACUUGUUCUGCCAUUUUCCCCUCAUUGGAAAUGUUAUAAUACAUUGUCAUUAGUCAAGGAAAAGUUAUAUUUUAUACCUUAUUUGCCAGAGUUGCCUUUGAACAACUCUUAGACCAUUCCCCAUCUGGUUUGUUGGGGUUUGGUACAACCCAAAUGUAGUGCUACAGGGGGGCGAUCAGGAAUGUUUUAUUAAUUAUUUUUUUUGUGUAUUAUACAUCACUACAAAGUCAAAAGUUCUAUGGCAAUAUAAAAUAAUAAGGGAGACCCACAAGUAUGCUUAAUAGAGGACCACAUUGAUUUUAAGCAUCCAAGCCAUUGUUGGCGGUCAAAAUUAAUUCAGGCUUCCUUUGGUAUGGCCUCAUUGUUUUAUUUGGUUUUAGUAGAAUAUACAUAUUUAAUCUCCCACGUUCAUGUUUUUUUACCAAACUUUGAGUGUGAUGCUUUAUUCCACAAUCACUUGCAAUUAUUUGGGGACCCUUCCCCCUUCUGAUUUAAAUUCUUUAAUCAAAUAUACUUUUUCCAUACUGUUUUCUCAAACACAUGAAACCAAAAUAAUAUAUAUGGAUAUAUAUAUGCAAAUCAUCUCUGUUGCAUUUAUUGUUUCUCUUUUUAAGUUAUUUCUCCUGGAGAGCAACAGUCUACUGCUUUUACUGCCAUCCCUUUAUUUGUCUGUUUCAUUGUCGGCCUUCUUUCCAGCACAAGCAUUUAACGCAUGUUAAGUGUCUUCUAUGUGUGAACUUACUAGAAUUCAAGGUACUUUAGAAGGAGCUUGUUUGCUGUUCUAUAAACUUCCCAUUUAGAAUGAGUGCUUACUAGAAUCCUUAUGAUUAAUGUGUCAGAAGUGCUGUAAUAUCUUCCAAUAAACAGUUUUCUUAA